This is a messenger RNA of Ipomoea nil (Japanese morning glory), 1880 nucleotides long. Its product is annotated as protein BCCIP homolog. Gene Ontology annotation, cellular component: nucleus. Bases 138 to 1112 code for a protein of 324 amino acids. NCBI's taxonomy places the organism in Eukaryota, Viridiplantae, Streptophyta, Magnoliopsida, Solanales, Convolvulaceae. The record is from RefSeq and is a predicted model, not a curated record. The transcript is spliced from 9 exons.
CCUAAUCUGACUAUCCUAAUUCCUAAUCCCUAAUUCCUCCGUCCGGUGUCCGCCAGAGUCGCCGUCAUCCAGCCGUCAACAUCGCUUCACCGUUCAACACUCCGGCAGCAAGGUAUACUAGAUCAAUAAUCAAUAUAAUGCCUCAUAAACUCACAAGGCAUCGUCGAUUGUUAAGAUAUAAACCUUUCGGUUUCUCUCCAUUUGCUCGAUCUAUAGCCCAACAUGCCUCAGAUAACAAGGUCAAGCGCAAGAUUUACAAUGGACUACGGGGAAAAAAUUUUCCCAGCUCAUCAGGUAAUGGGGUUCUAAAUCACACCCAAGGAGGCAAGAAUAAGCAUUCUGAUUCUUCUGAUGAAGAGUUUGAAGGCACUGUCCAAGCUGACUUUGAGUUCUUUGAUCCCAAGCCUGAUGACUUCCAUGGAGUGAAGGUUCUCCUGCAGACCUACCUUAAUAAUAAACAGUGGGAUUUGAGUGGUUUUGUGGACUUAAUCUUGGGACAACCCACAGUAGGGACUGUUGUUAAGAUAGCGAAUGAUGAAGAUGAAGGAAUUUACUCUGUUAUCAGUGCUCUUAACUUGGGAAGAUAUAAGAACAGUAAGUGUAUAAUGGAGCUCAAGAAAUUCCUGCUUACUGCAUGCCAAGAUAAGAAUGUACAAGCUAACUUGAGCUCGCUGCUUGAAGAGCAAUCCAAUGACGUUGGACUGUUAGUCUCCCAACGCGUAGUAAAUCUUCCUCCACAGCUUUUGCCUCCCCUUUAUGACGGCCUCUUUGAUGAAAUCUCAUGGGCUACAGAAGACGAGCCCACAGAAGAGCUUCGAAAAUCUUUUUGCUUCAAGUUUUAUCUAGUGGUCAGUAAAAUUUACAAGCAUAUAAAUGCAGACAAAAAAACUUUACCAAGGAAAAGUGGUGAUGAAGCUAUAAUAUAUGUUAAGCCUGAGGAAGAAAUACUUCAUGAGCUAAGCUCUUGGUCCUUCACUUUCCCUAUGCACUCUCAGCCAGUCAGAACUGAUGAGCUCAAAGAUUACCGGAUGACUGGUUUGGUCAUGGCAGUGGAAGCAAGCAAAAUAUCAAAAUUCCGAAAACAGUUAAACUCUUUAAUAGAUAAUUCAUGAUUCCAUCUGCAGUUCCACCAGCUAUCAUCAUAUAGUGCUCGUUAUUUCAAUUAAAGCGGGAACAAUUGCCAUCUAACCUUCUUUCAGUCAGACACUUGAACCCAGUAAGCUCACUGCUCGAUUGCCAUCAUCAUAUGUUUUGCUUGCUUAUAGAUGCUGAAGGGUUGAACCAAUUUUGAUCUGUUAGUAACUCCAUGGAACAAUGACUAUCUUGUACUUGGUGGUACAUCACUGCAUUUGAUUCGGUAAAAUUGCAAUUUGCAACAUGGUUAAUUUUUGAACCAAUGUUAUCUGUUUAUAGGUGCAUGUAGUUUUUCAUGAACUAAAUAUGAAAAUUUGCUGCUUUUAUUUAGUGCUAAUUAGUGACUUGCAAUAUGAUUGGAGUAUCGUAGCAAUGGUUACCUUUGCAAAUAUCUUAGACUGUGUUUGCUUUAAUUCUCUCAUUUUAGUAAAUGCACACUUAUCUUUAUUCAUUUACCCAAUACAAAUAUUCGUUUUAAAUCAUAUGAUAAUGACAGUAGUGAUGCUGUUUAUUUCACUAAGAAAUGAUGGAAAUUGGGAAAAAAAAAAGACUUGUGGUGAAGUUGUCAGGAUUUUGCGUAAUGUGUUCCGUGAUGAUAUGUAUAUUGUUUUGUGCCAUUAAUGGAGAACUUUAGCCAGCUGAUAUACAGUAGCCCAUUUAGCAUAUAUAAAUUCAAGAUUAAAUAUUGCCUCAUGGAACUAAAAGUGUAAUUUUCACAAUUUAUGAAAGGUUAUGGUUCACCUCUA